Trachemys scripta elegans is the source of this 7014-nucleotide messenger RNA. It is a transcript of the gene TMEM63C, whose product is annotated as transmembrane protein 63C. Gene Ontology annotation, cellular component: plasma membrane. NCBI's taxonomy places the organism in Eukaryota, Metazoa, Chordata, Testudines, Emydidae. Bases 2662 to 5154 code for a protein of 830 amino acids. Gene Ontology annotation, molecular function: calcium-activated cation channel activity. The transcript has 24 exons. The record is from RefSeq and is a predicted model, not a curated record.
CAGGUGAGGGUGAGAGGGGUCGCCUUCCUGGAGUUGUACCAUUCAUUCCCAGUGCGUGUUGUUAAGCUGGCCGAUUCUUCCCUAUAUCUGAAUCAUGACCAUGCUCACACUUGUCCCCUGGGUCUCUUUGUCCCAGCAGGGCAUGCGGUGGGGCCUGUACACACUCCUAAGCUAACCGUGCCUCAGACACUGUCACAGCUCAGUGGGGAGCAGAGCUGUAAAGGCCUGGUAGGAGCUGUGUUAUCUGUGUUUGGGGGUUGAGCAAUUCUGUAUUUUACUUUGUACUGUGCUUUUUUCCCCAUGUAUCUGGCGAAGCACAUGCGAGGGGACACCAGGUACUCCCUUUUCUUGCCUGUAUACUGCAGUGAGGUUCCCCUACCCUACAACAAGAGAACACCCCAGUUUUCUUCAGCACUAUCAAGAGGGCUGGCUGAACACCGGUGUCAGCUGGCCUGUUUUGAGCUCUGGCUAUCAUACGGUAUUUGAGAGGGGACACGCUUCCAUUCUCCUCCCCACAUGGCACAGGUCCCUAGAUGGGCUCCUACCGCUUCAGCAAGGGGCGUGGAGAGAAAGUGAGUGUCCUAGCCCUCCCCGCCACCCCACGACACUCCAGAAUCCCACCAACCCUUAUUGAAAACACCCAAGUAUUCUACAGUAAGGUUCCCACAGGCUCUCACUGACUCUUGAGGUAGCUAGAUUCCCCACAGAGGGGUUAUAUUUCUACCUAGUGCUUGUUGCACAGCGAAAGAGAGACUCUUCCCAGACUCUUCUUCAUUUCAGCACUUGUGUCUCUGAGUGUGUAUGGCUAUGAGUGGGAAGGAGCUCAGCGGAUAGAGCAGGCCAGUCGCUGGCCAAGGAGAGGUGAAGGGGGUGGGCGUUGUCUGACUCUCUCUGAACGCAGGAUGUUUUGAAGCAUUUCUGGGUAUUAGGGAGAUCCUUUACCCUUGGCUGCUGUGGUGUGGUGGAGGGGAAGGCAGGAUAACCCAAUAGGCAAGCAUUGGACUACAAAGCAGGAAUCCUGGGUUCUGUUCCCAGCCCUGCCACUGAUUUCCUAUGUAACUUGGGAAGUCACUUUAACCCUUUAGUUUCUCUAGCUGUGAAAUAGGAGUAGUGAUUGCCACCAGCCUUUUUAACACUACAGAUGAGUGUUAAAUGUUGCUGAGGCAGUAGGGUGAAUGACACCCAACAAGCAACUGGUCCUUGCCUUGGGGAUCUUACAGUCUAAUUAGUUAAUGUUUGUUUGGUGCUUUGCUAAUGUAAAGUGCAGCCUAAGUGCUAAAUAUUAUUACGGUAAAGGCACAGUGUGUGCACAGCAAGAUAUCGAAAUACAGACCAAAGGGAGACUGGAGUUAGAGCAGGACAGCUUCACACAACGAGCACGGGCAAUGGAUGUAUGAGGUUUGGAGGCCAGGGCCUGGUGGGAAGGGAGGAGCUACACUUCCGCUCUCCCAAGGUUCCCCUUUCCUAGUGCUUGUACACUCCCUGCUGAAGAAUUGCAACUACUCCACCUGCUUACCUACAUUUGGAGGAAGAGUUGGGGAGAAGCACCACGUUCUGUUUUCAACACACUGCGACAAACAGGCACUUUCAGCCCGGCAGAUCCAUGUUGUAGAUGACAUGUGCUCUUAGCUGCUUUUCUUAAAGUCUCCAUGAGAGAGAGCGCAGAGCGUGGCCUGACCCUUCAUCCUGAAUCCUCUCAAACCGCUCCCUGUCAGACAAACUUCUUGUGUGGAGAAGUGCAACACACAGAGAACAGAAUCCCAGCUGCCUGCUUGACAUGUUGCCUCCAGAAGAGACUUCUGGCCACAGCUGCUGCGUGGAGGAGAGUUUCCCAGCUACCAGGCUGCUCGUGAGAAAUUUAGCAGGAGGUGUGAGGGGAAGGGAGGAAUUGACAAAACCUUUCACCACCCCUCCACAAGCAGCUGCUGCUGUCCUCGGAGUGACUCCAUCACUAGCCCCCGGUGUGACCCCUUCCAGCCACCUCAGCCGCAGCUCGGGCGAACGGUUCAGUGCCUCGCUCCUGCACACUGGCCGCACUGUGAUGGCAGUGACUGAUUCCAGCCGCCAGGACUGAGUGGGGAAGGCAGCGAGGGACCUUGGUCAGGUAUGAGUAAAAAUGCGACGGCAUCUGAAAAGCCAAAUGACAACAAUCAUGUGUAGUCUUAUGGAGUGUAGCCCUGCGACAGGGCUUGGAGCAGAUGGGAGCUUCCCUGCAGCCAGCCCCCUGUUCCAUUCCCCAUGGCACCUCCUGCUGUUAGUGGCUAAGAUUGGAGACGUUGUGAGCAGCCCACCAGCAGAACCCUGCCCCAUUUCCUACAGCACCGCCUGCUGAGAGAGGUUGGGAAUUGUGUAGCUGGGAGCUCUCCCAUCCUGUGUUCCUGUGCUGAUCCCUACAGCGCCAGCUGCUGGGCAAGGCUGGGACUGCACUAGUUAGGAGCUCACUCUGACAGCUACCUGCCCUACACUCAUCUCUGUGGUGCUGCAUGCUGAGAGAGGCUGGGGCUCUAAUAGCUGUGCUCACAGCCAGCUCCACCUGCUGGGGAAGGCCAGGACUGCAGUAGCUGUGAACUCCUGCCCGCUAACGCUCCCCCACUCCCCAACUCCAUCCUGCCCCUGAUGGACUCUGCCCAGGUGUUUUGCAGGGUCUGUGUGGAGGCAUAGAUGGACAGCAUGUACUUGGCUGAGCCUGCGCCCGGGGGUGCCAGCCCCAUCUCCCUGGAUGUCCUCAGCUUCCUGGACCCACUGGCGAACAGCACAGAGGAGCAGUGCUUCAGCGCCCGCUCCCGGAGCACGGUCCUGCAGGGGCUGCCAUUCGGCGGCGUGCCCACCGUGCUUGCCAUCAACUUCAUCCUCUGGCUGCUCCUCCUCCUGGUCUUCUCCUGCCUUCGGAAAGCAGCUUGGGACUAUGGGCGCCUGGCCCUGCUGAUGGAUAAUGACAGCUUGACGUCACUGUUCUACGGGGAGCAGAGUGAGAAGGAGAAAUCACCGUCAGAGACCAGCCCGCCGGAUGUCGAUAACAAAGAUGUGGGAUUCUGCUCCUGGCUCAUUUCCAUCUACCAAAUGAAGGAUGAGGAGCUCCAGAGCAAGUGUGGAAUCGACGCCACCACCUACCUCUCUUUCCAGCGCCACAUCCUGGUGCUGGUCAUGAUCGUCUGUGUGCUCUCUGUGGCCGUCAUUCUGCCUGUCAACUUCUCUGGGGACCUCUUGGGAAGCAGUCCAGCUCACUUUGGCCGGACGACCAUCACCAACGUCCCAACACAAGACCGUCUCCUAUGGCUGCACAGUAUCUUCGCUCUCAUCUAUUUCAUUAUCACCAUCCUCUGUAUGGCUCAUCACUCUGUCCAGCUCGAAUACAAGGAGGAUGAGAAGGUCGCACGGACACUGAUGGUCACCCGGAUUCCCAAGGAGAUCACAGACUCCUCCCUUGUCAUCAAGCAUUUUCAUGAGGCCUAUCCCAGCUGUACUGUCACCAAUGUCCAGUUCUGCUUUGAUGUUCGCAAGCUGAUGAAGCUGGAUGGAGAGAGGCGCAAGGCGAUGAAGGGACGACUUUACUUCACUACCAAGGCACAGAAAGAGGGGAAAAUCAUGAUCAAAACUCAUCCCUGCGCCCGCAUCUUCUGCUGCCGCAGCUGCAACUUUGAACAGGUGGAUGCUGAGCAGUACUACGGGGAGCUGGAGGAGAAACUGACCGAUGAGUUCAAUGCUGAGCGCAACCGCAUCUCGCUCAAGCGUCUUGACAUAGCCUUCGUCACUUUCCAGGAUGAGAGGAUGACAGCAGUGAUUUUGAAGGAUUACAGCCGCAUCCACUGCCGCAGGCACCCACAGCAAUCCUCCGUCACCACGGUGGUAAAGUCCCACAGCUGGGGCGUCCGCUAUGCCCCCGCCCCCAGUGACAUCAUCUGGGAGAAUUUAUCUGUCCGUGGCACGUCAUGGUGGGUGCGAUUUGUCCUCCUCAAUUUCUGCCUCUUCAUCCUCCUCUUCUUCCUCACCACACCUGCCAUCAUCGUCAACACCAUAGACAUGUUCAACGUGACGCGGCCGGUGGAGAGCCUCAAGAAUCCCGUCCUCACCCAGUUCUUCCCCACGCUGCUGCUCUGGGCCUUCUCUGUGUUCCUGCCCUUCGUCGUCUACUAUUCCGCCUUCUUUGAGUCACACUGGACCAGGUCGAAUGAAAAUCAAGUCACGAUGCACAAGUGUUACUUCUUUCUGGUGUUCAUGGUGAUCAUCCUGCCCUCACUGGGGCUGACCAGUUUAGAUCUUUUCUUCCACUGGCUCUUUGACAUUCACUUCUUGGAUGAGGCAAAUAUCAAGUUCCAGUGCGUUUUCCUCCCUGAUAACGGCGCUUUUUUUGUCAACUACGUCAUCACGUCCAGCCUGAUUGGGACAGCCAUGGAGCUGCUGCGCAUCCCCAGCCUCAUCGUCUAUGCAACCCGCCUCUGCUUCGCCAAGUCUGAGCCAGAGCGGCUCCACAUCAAGCGGAGCCAAGCCUAUGAGUUCCAGUUCGGGCUGGAGUACGCCUGGACCUGCUGCAUCUUUGCUGUCGUCAUGACCUACAGCAUCACCUGCCCCAUCAUCGUCCCCUUUGGUUUGCUCUACAUGCUGCUGAAGCACAUGGUUGAUCGCUACAACAUUUACUACGUGUACAUCCCCACCAAGCUGAACCAGCGCAUCCACUCGGCGGCCGUCAGCCAGGUGGUGGUGGCACCCAUCCUCUGCAUGUUUUGGCUGCUCUUCUUCUCUGUCCUGCGUCUAGGUCCCAUCCGUCCCAUCACCCUCUUUACCUUCGUGGUUCUUCUAUCCUGCGUCCUCUUCUCUUUCUUUGGCCUGUGUCUGAAGAAGCUGCAGCCAAGGAAGCCCUCCAGCUACCAGAUGUCCGAGCAGUCAGAAGGGGCCUUCAAUGACACGGAAAGAAGCAGCAUCUCCUCAACCCCUAACUCAAAUAUGUUCGUGGCCACGGUGCUGCAGGAGCCGGAGCUGAGCCUGACGCCGGCUGCCUCCCCAGCUCACCAGUCCUACGGCACAAUGGGCAACCGGCUGGAGCCGGUGGAGAACAGCGAGGAGGGCGGCCUGCAGAGCUUUGAGACGGAGCUGGAGACUGUGGAGGGUGAAUUCAGAACCGGGCCCGUGCUGGAGGACCAGGUCCAUUACCACUGAGCGGCCGCCCACAGCGGCAACACCAGCUGGACAGAAACACCGACAUCAAGUAUUGAGAACAGGGGCGGAACUCCAUCUUGUAGGCCCCAAGCUUCCUGAGCUGCCAUGUCGACCCUGCCACCUGCUCUCAGGCUCUGGCGAGGGUCCAGUGCCGCUAACAGGACCAGAUGCAACACUGCUGAAGAGCAGCGGCUUUUCUGGCCUGCGAGAGCCCAAGCCCCAAUGCUGGGGUGGUGGCCUCCUGCUCAUGCACACAGAUAAUACUGGGGUCUAGGGUGCAGUGGUGGAGACAGAACUGAACAGAGGGAGAGACCCCAGGAGGCCUCCUGCUUCCAUCCUGUGCUCCAGCUCUGAGCAGCUGAAGCCGAUUGCUAGUGCAUCUCAUGCUCAGUAGCCUGCCUGCCAUCUCCUGGCUUUCCCUUCUCCUGGAGUCAGAGUCAGCCACAGACCUCAGGCACCCCUCUUUGCUUUCCCUACCCUUCCCUCUGGUUCAGCAUCCCUUUGGGAAGGAGGGGUGCAGGAGAGGGGGUGGCCCUAUUGCGCCAGGGCAGACGUAGCUGUGAACCUUUUUUAUCAACAUAUUUUGGGAGAUUGGGGGGUGGGCACGGGAUUGUUCUCCUGCUGCCAAGGGAAAAUGCCCAGAGAGCACCAAUGAAUGUGUCCAAUGCAGAAGCAAAGGCCUGCAGCUCUUUGGUUGCCACAGGCGCCAACCAGACUCAAGUGCAGAUGCCAAACCCGUAGCUUUGUGGUGCACUCACUCACUGCCCCAAGGAGCAGGGCAGGGGAGUUGCCCUUCAGCUGGGCCCCGGCGCCAGGCCUGGGUGUCGUCUGUUCCUUCCCCCCAUGUCUGCUUGUGGCUGUGUGUGUGUGUGACUACUGAAUGCUGUCUUUGGGGCUCCUUGCCUUGGUUCAGUGUCAGAGGUGGGGCCCGUCACCAGGCUCCCCAUAGCACAGGGUAAAGGAGAAAGAGAGAGGGUGGGCGCCAGGGGGAGCAUGCUGAGGCCAGGAUGGAAAAACAAGCAGCAAAAGGAGAGUUGUGUGCCCUGAAGCAUUAACUCUUUGUACAGCAGCAUGUUCCAGACUGCCGGCUCUUUGGGCAUGACCCCCAGAGAUGCAUGUAGGCUCCAAGGGCUUAAUUAAGGAGGCAGCUGGGAGUGGGGGCGGGGGCUCUAUACGUGCAGGGGCUUAUGCAUGUGAUUGAACGAGCUCCUUUGGGGAACCCUUCUGGGAAAUCUCUGGGCUGGAAAAACCUCUGCCCCCAUCACCUGGAUUUGAGAACACGGAGCAGCCUCAUGCUGGAAAUUCCCAAGAUGGCUAACGAAAGCUUGCUGUCACUUCACUGCUGGAUGGUCACUCCCCCCUUUUUCCCGCAGCAGCUGCUGCUGCUGCUGAAUGACCUGCACUGGGCAAAGAGCUAGGGGAAGGCAAGUCAGUGCCAGACUAGUGACACUGGUAGAGGACUUUUAUACUGCCCAGUCUCACCACCUGUCUCAGAAAUGCAGCCACGUCGGGCAUGGGCUGCUGCAACUGUUUAACAGGUACCCAGCAACACUGCGCCAGUGCUAAUGCCAGCAUCCAAAGCAUGGUUCCGUCCAAUUGCAGCAUCUUAUAAUCCAGGGUCAGUGACUUCUUAUGCCCCCUCACCUCCACCCCAAGCUCAUGCUGUUCCCCCAGUGAGACAGGCAUCACGCCUUCUGCCGUGCAUGGAGGAGCCACUGCCCAAGGCUGAGAAACACAAAGCAUGCUCAAAAUGUUUGGAUACUUGUUGGCAUGGCAGGCUGCAAGCAAGGGGAGGGGUGUUCCCUGUAGGACCCCCACGCCACUUGGCAGGUUGUUGUCACCUUCAAGAUCCACCUGUGC